UAAAUGAUCUGUCCGCUGCUGCUGCAGAGGCUGAUCCUGAUCCUCACCACGGAAAGCAGCGAGAGUUCUGAACAGCUAAGCUGGAGUUUUUAAAAACAGAUGCUCAUUUUUUUUGUCGAGGAAUCAGUUGCGACUGAGUCGGAUCAGCUGGAGCAGCUCAAUGGCAGCGUUCUGCAGGAGAAACACUAUUGGAUCUUCAGACAUGGAAAACUUGGUGUGUACACUCAGUUCAGCCGAGGAAGUAGAAGACCCAUCAGUCAUGAAAGACCUCUGUAGGUCUGGAGAUGGUGAAGCUAUUCAAUUUAAGGUCUCUGGGCAUCAGACAGCACUUCACCGUAGUGCCAUCUUAGGAAACAGUGAGACCAUGGCUGGUCUGAUAGCUGGAGGCUGUGCUCUGGACCUGCAGGAUCCACUUGGAAACACAGCACUCCAUGAGGUGUCCUGGCAUGGAUUCACACAGUGCGUCAAACUGCUCGUUAAGGCCGGAGCUGACAUGCAAGUCAAGAACAAGGCAGGAAACACGGCGCUUCACCUGGCCUGUCAAAACGCACAUGCUCCCACCGCUCAGCUUCUUCUGCUUGCAGGCUCAAAUCCUGAAGCCAAAAACAAGGUGGGUGAUACCUGUCUGCAUGUAGCUGCUCGUUACAACAACCUGAACCUGCUGAAGAUCCUGCUGAGAUCACAGUGCUGCUUGAAUGAGACCAACCAGAAUGGAGACACAGCUCUGCACAUAGCUGCAUCUCUGAACCACAGUAAAGCAGUUCAACUUUUACUGUCAGCCGGUCUUGAUGUAACAGUCCGGAACAAAGCAGGAAAAACAGCUCUGGACAAAGCCAGAGAAAACCAGAACAAAAAGGUGGUUCUCCUGCUCUCCAAAACUCCUCAGGUACGUUAUAUGAGGAGAAAGACGAUGAAGAGACCCAGACUAAGAGUUCCUACAGGACCUGCUAAAGACAGCAGCUGUGGGAUGGAGCAAACUGACCCCAGAUCAGAUGGUAAGGAUCUGAAUAAGGAAGACCUCCGUUCAGAAAGGAAACACAACCAAGUGCAGGAAGAUGAGUUCUGGGGCUGUGGAGAAACCUUGCAACUUUACACUCUAUACAGAGACACGGAAGGUAGAGUUCAACAGACUCCUGCAAGCUGCUGCCUCUGUAAGUCUCUUUUGAAGAAGCUGGGGGAUAAUCUGAAGACCACAGAGGAGGAGCUAAGGUUGCAGAUCCAGAAAGUCAAGGAGGAGCUUCAAAGACAGAUGGAAAGGGUGGAGCGACAUAACAAACACCAGCUUAGGGUGUUGGACAUGUUGAUCCAGGAGAAAGCAGCAUCUGAAAGGAGGAGCAUGAUAUGCAGGAUGGAUCAGAGAGCAGCAGAGGAGCGAGCAGAAGCUCUGAGGAACCAGGCUGUUCUGAGAAAUGAGCUGAAGACCUGGUGUCUGUCUCUGCUGGAGUACAUGAACAUCCCAGUGCCAGCUGAGAUCCAGUACCAGAACCUGCUGCUGCCGCCUCCAUCUGCUGCAGAAAGUGACCUGGAGUCAGUGCCUCUGCUGUUUUCUGAAGACAGCAGCCCCACUGUGUCCAGAAGCAACUUAAGACCCAGAUGUUCUGAGAUUUCAAAAUCAGCUGAGCAGAUUGGGAACAGGACCUACUUCGAGAUGAAGAAGGACAAGUGUGUGGCAGCAGAUCAGAACCUAAACUCAGAAACCUCAGCUGACCUCCCCACAGUCUCUGCUGCCCCCUUCUGCAACUCUGCAGCACUGCAUGACAAUACUGACUCAUUUUUCAAAGAGAAACCUUCCAGUGGUCAUCCAAGGACCAACCCUCAGGAAGAGGCAUCCAGGCCCACCGAUGACACAAUGGUUCAGGAGCUCCUGAUGGAGCGACCUGCAGAGCCCACUUUGAUCCAGGAGAGGAAACAGAUCCACGCCAUGGAGGUGACUCGGCGGUUCUUUGAUGCUGUCACAGCUCAGCUGGAACUCUGGUGUUCCAGGAAGAUCAUGGAGGUGGAGUGGCAGUCAGAGCUCAGGUCCCGGGAGGAGAGGACAGAGAUGCUGCAGCGAAUCACAGAGCUGGAGGAGGAGCUUCAUAGGCUGCAGACCAAUGAAGAGAAAGAGGACCUUCUAAAAUAAAAGAAACCACCUUGAGAACUGAAGCUUGCUGAUGCAGAUGGUCGGUUACAGGUUUAAAAUAAACAGCUGACUUUAAGUUUUUGUUUUUUGGACAUCUUUAUGUUCUGUUGGAUUUUAUUGUCAGAAAAAUUAGUUCCUGAUUAAAAGCUGAUCGUUAUAGAUGUUACUGGACCUAUCUAUGAAGUUGAAACAAACAUUUCAACUUCAUAGAAUAUUUUAUCCUUUUCCUAACUUAAAGUUCUUAUAAAUAACUUUUUUUGCAUCACACUUUUUUGUGAUUCUGCAGUUUUUGGUUCUGUUUAAGUUUUCGUUUUGAGUUUUCAGUUACACUUUGAUUCAUGUCUUUCUGUGUUUUCUAGGUCACUGGUUUAAUUUCCAUUUUUUGUCAUUCUAGUUGUUUUCUGGUUUUAUUUGUGUUAUGUAUUUAUUGUAUACUCUCUGUUGCCGUCUUGUGCCAGUCUCAUUUCCCCUGGCUCCCUUCUAGCUCCUUCUGUCAACACCUGCUCCCAAUCAUUUGACUACUCGACUCUUUGUUCUGUUUGUCAUUUAUACUCCUCCUUUGCAGUUACUCAGUGCUGGAUUCUCUUCAUUAAACAUUCCCUCCUUGACCUUUGUUCUAAUCCUUUGUUCUGGUUCCUGUGUUCUGUAAUGAGUUAUGUUAGGAUUUGUGCUUCAGUUGCACCAUUGGUUAUACAAUCUGCAAGAAACCACUUUGGCUUCCGUCUCUGCAUUUGGGUCCUCUACUUGACCACAUGACCUGAUACAUUUAAUCUCAUCCACUUUUUCACCUGUGAGUAGAAAUGUUGCAAAUUGUUCCAGUCUUGCUGUUGAUGUCAUUUUUAAGAUUUCAGGAACUCUAAGUGUUCAUCUGUUUAAAAAUAUGAAUGUUUCAUUGUGUUAUAAUUUUUUUUAAUAGUAGCUUGAGCCAACAGCUGAAUGUUUGAUGAUAAAUGCUCUCCAUGCUGUGAUGUUUAAUGAUUAUGGAUAUAGGGAUUUGAUGUUAAAGUGUAUUUCAAGCCACCUUCAGAUUUUGAAUCUUCCGAUUUCAUUAAUUCAUCCUGUUAAUUAUUGUGCCAUUCUGAUAUGUUACAGAAAAUAUAUUUUAUUUUUUAUUUUGUUUUGUUUUUCCUGGACCAAAACUCAUCCGUGGCUGGGUUACUAUUUUAUUCUGUGAAGACAACACUAUCUGAAUCAAGGGUUGGUGGGUCAGGAAGACAUUUUCAUGUGUGCACCCUGCUGUACAAAUAAAACAAUGUGGCCAGAGUAA
Messenger RNA from Cyprinodon tularosa, 3389 nucleotides. RefSeq names its product ankyrin repeat domain-containing protein 6-like. Bases 161 to 2122 code for a protein of 653 amino acids. The record is from RefSeq and is a predicted model, not a curated record. Gene Ontology annotation, cellular component: nucleus; cytoplasm. The transcript is spliced from 17 exons. Lineage: Eukaryota; Metazoa; Chordata; Actinopteri; Cyprinodontiformes; Cyprinodontidae. Gene Ontology annotation, molecular function: protein binding.